AUGGUAAACACGCCGUUUCUACGCUAUUUUACUUUUUACUUAUUACUUUCUUACCAAAUCAUUUUUUGUUUACAACAAACUUAUCAAUCAAAUAUAGAACUUAGUGAUAAAGGUGUGACAUUUAUUCCCAAAGCUUCACUUGAAUUUCCAUUAAAAACUCUUACUGUUAAAUCGUUAAUGUCGUGUGCACAACAGUGUAAUCUAAAUGUUCUAUGCCGAGUAUUUGUUUACGAUGAAAUAACAUUGAAUUGUCAAUUAUAUCAAAGUGAUUUAUCAUCUGGUAAUAUUACAACCGUGCCAACAUCAACAUCACGAGUAGGUUGUAUAAGAUACCAACCUCAGCUUUAUUUAAAUUAUAAUCAAACAUGUAAUCAAUGUCAAGUCAAUCGUUAUUUAACUUGUCAAAAUGCAAGAUGUCAAUGUCCUCCACCAACAACUUUUUGGAAUGGACAGAUGUGUCAAAAUCAAUUGUCGUACGGUGAAACAUGUAAUUCAUCAUCUUGGUGUCGACAAGAUUGGAAUUUAACAUGUGUAUUCGGAUCGUGUCAACCCAAUACAGCAAUCUGCAAACUGGGCGCAACAGCAAUCACAUUUGAUGAUAAUUUUCUUAGUAUUAGUGGCGCAAAUGGUAUUAUUCCGUCAACGUAUAAGAAUCUCAGCUGGACAAAUGCAAAAUAUUUAAAUGCAACUGGAUUUUCCACUACUGGUUAUCGAUAUGUUUGUGUGUCUGGUGAAUAUGUCUGCUGGUUCAAUACUCCUAUGACAAUAGAAACAUUGACAGUAAAUAAAACAUUUACAAUAAAUUCAUUUGUAACAGCUGCUGGAUGGUCCAAUUCGAUAUCUUUAAGUAUUACUGGAUAUUUUUCUUCCACACAAAUUUAUACAACUACAUUCUCAUUGAAUACAUAUACACAAAGAAUAGUCGAAUUAAAUUGGUCCGGAAUAACAAAAAUUGUAUUCAAUCCAUUUGGAUCAGGAUAUUACGAUACUGGAAUUGAUAAUUUAUGCAUUACGUUUUAA
This is a messenger RNA of Rotaria sp. Silwood1, 1020 nucleotides long. NCBI's taxonomy places the organism in Eukaryota, Metazoa, Rotifera, Eurotatoria, Philodinida, Philodinidae. The record is from the annotation of a GenBank genome assembly.